CCUUCCCCGUCACGAAUCCCACCGCUGCAGCAGUGACGGUGGAGGCCACUGCACUUGCUACGUCUUCAAUAUCUUGCCAUUCGUUCACACUCGCGUCAACGUCUUGUCCAGCAUCGUAAACUAGUCGAAAGGACUGCUAUAGAGCACCUGAAGUUCGGCGCCUUGGUCUGCUUGCAAGUUGGAAGAUGCAACGGGAGCAUGUCGUCCUAGAAAUCGAUUUUUCUGGUUGUCUCUGGGGCUACACAGAACUUACUUUAGUUCCAAAUAACGCGAAUCUAAAGACAAUCCAUCUUCACGCUAGACAAUGUACAAUUCAUUUUGUCACAGUUGCUUCUCAUCAAGCCGAUUUCGUGCAUGGUGAUCCGCUUGCCAAUAGAAAGAUCUACACGGCCCUUGCUGAGGGAGAUGAAGGCGAGCUGUCUAUCGCGAUACCAAAAGAGGUGCCGUUGAGGCAAGUUGGCCAAUCCGGUCAUUCUACCGCAAGUGGUAUCUUGAGCGAAACUGCUACGCCUGAGCCCCAGACACCAGGCCCCUCUUUCCAAGCCCCAACGGGACCGGAGUUUAUGCCUAUCGUUGUCCACAUCGAAUAUAGUCUGAGGAAUCCCAUAGAUGGUAUCCAAUUUGUCCUUCCUACAGAUGCUUACCCAUAUCGCGUUCCUCACGCGUUUACUACUCCUUCCUCCCCGGAUGCGGCGAGAUGUUGGGUGCCAUGCAUUGACAAUCCAUGGGAGAAAUGCACAUGGGAGUUCGAGUUCGUGGUUCCUCGGUACUUGGAAGAACCAGAUCCGGUACAGCAGAGCGAUGACGGUGAUUUCGGUGAGCCGCACGGUUCUAUCCCCACAGUUGUCGUGUGUACGGGAGAUCUUGUGGAGCAGGUCUCCCAUCCAAACAACUCGAAUAAAACCAUCUUUCUCUUCUCGCAGACGGUUCUGACGUCGGUACAGCAUGUUGCAUUCGCUGCUGGCCCCUUCCACGUGUAUCAAAUUCCGUCUGAGACAACUAUGGAAGAGCCAGCUGGCGCUGCACAACCUGCAAUGCAUGCAUUCUGUCUACCUGGACAUGAGUCUAUGUUGCACACGUCGGCAUCCUUCCUUCGCUUGGCGAUGAAUUUCUAUAGCACUGACUUCGGCUCAUAUCCAUUCGGGUCUUACAAGAUUGUCGCCGUAGAUGAUUUGCCUACUCAACGCUUCGAUGCUGCAACGUUGUCGCUUGUUACUAUCGAUCUUUUGCAUGGGGAUGAUGCCAUCGAACAGGUCGUAGAAACACGCCAAGCUCUCAGCCAUGCCCUUGCUUGUCAGUGGAUGGGCAUCAAUAUCUUGCCAAAGACGUGGUCGGACACCUGGCUCGUCAAUGGCUUAGCUUUGUAUAUCACAAGCCUUUUCAUUCGAAAGCUCCUGGGGAACAACGAGUACCGUUACAGGCUUAAACGAGACAUGCAGCGCGUCGUAGAGUGGGACAGUGGCUCGAUGCCGCCAAUCUGCCAACCACAACACUUGGAUCCGCCAGACUCAGCCACUUUACCGUUCGUUAAUCUGAAGGCUCCGCUUGUCCUUCACAUACUUGAUCGGCGGCUUGGAAAAUCGGGGACUUCACUUGGCCUCUCGCGAGUCUUGCCCAAGAUUUUCUUAUCUGCUAUCAGUGGGGAGCUUCCAAACAAUGCUCUGUCCACGCAUUCCUUUCUUAGGACCUGUAGAAAGGUGAGCGGUGCUGAUCUACGCACCUUCGCAGAACAGUGGAUAUAUGGAAGUGGAUGCCCCGCCUUUGGUUUCACAGCAACGUUCAAUAGGAAGAAGAUGGCAGUUGAGAUUACAAUGCGCCAGGAUGCUCCUGCUUAUCGUGCGCACGAGCAUAAUGCAGUGUCCAAAACGUUGUUGAAGCCUGUGCCUUUCUUUGAGGGUCAAAUGACUGUACGAAUUCACGAAGCUGAUGGAACUCCUUACGAACACGUUCUUGAUAUCCGUUCUACCUUCAAGCGCUAUGAGGUGCCCUUUAACACGAAAUACAAGCGUAUCCGCCGGAACACCAAACGGUAUCUUGCUCGACAGCAAGCUGCGCAGGCGGCGGCUGAGGGCGAUGCUGAGGCUGCUGAAGCAAUGGGUCUCAUAGAUAUGGGCUUCGGACUUGAGAUUUGGGAGAAUGAGAAAGAACGGGAGAAUUGGAAGGUUGCAGAUUGGACGGAGGAGGAUGAGCAAGUGAUGUCUGGAGCCACAUAUGAAUGGAUUCGCAUGGAUGCCGAUUUUGAGUGGAUUGCGGCUAUCGCCUUCGAACAACCAGACUUCAUGUGGGUGUCGCAAUUGCAACGCGACAGGGAUGUCGUUGCGCAGCUCGAGGUAUGUCCCAACCAGCUGUCCACGCACUUGUCGAGGCAACCUACGGCCAUCGUAUCCAGUACAUUUACCAAGACAGUGUUGGUCACCAACUAUUACUAUCGGAUUCGGUGUGAAGCAGCCCUGGCAUUAGUGCAUUGUGCCAUCCGGACGCUUAAUUUCCUAGGCUUGUUUCAUCUGUUUAAGCUCUUCCUACGAUAUUGCUACGACCCUGAGGAUCCAGCUCAGGACCUCUUUGCACAUACGUAUGUCCCCAAGCCAAACGACUUCUCUGAUCUUUCGGAGUACUCUGUCCGUAAGAGCCUUGUCCAGGCUAUAUCUAAGGUCCGCUUCGAGAAUGGAAAGACGCCCUCCGUGGUUCGGCAGUUCCUUAUCGACCAACUGAGGUACAAUGACAAUACUGCAAACCCUUAUUCCGACACUUUCUACAUCUGCACCCUUAUAUCAUGUGCAGCAUGCGCUUUGGUAUCGACUGCUCCGCCUGAACGUGGUGAACUUCUCCGAGAAGAAGUGCGAUCCGAGCAGACUGCCGAGGAUGUUAACCUGUUAAAACAGGCCGUUGAAGAGGCGAAUAGGUAUAAGAGCAUGGAUAGGCUUAUCCCCUCACCUCACAAUGUGGUAUCAAUAGCAGUGUUGGAGGUAAAAGGAAAUUACACGCAAGUCCGGAUCGCCGCAUUCGACGGGUUAUUCAUGUCGAAGCAGUGGUACACUCCCGCUAUUAUGCGAUAUAUUUUGGCUGUCAUGGCUAAUGACCCCUGCCGAGUCAUAAGGCGCCAUGUGGCUCGAUGCGUGUGCCAGAGCUUGGCCCUUCUGGUGACCAUGGGCGAGAUGAAAAACGCAAUGAAGGAUUCAGAGUCUUUACUCAUCGAAGAGGAUGGGUCCGUUCAAGAGAAAGCGAAAGAGAACAAGAAGAGCGAUGUGGACUUGAUGAUCAAAGUCCUUCGUAAAGACCGAGAAAUCGGCAAGAAUGAGGUUUUGCGGGAGUUCUUAAUGCCCAUUGCACUGGCUCCUAAUGUUGACCAUGAAGUUCGAUGGGGUAUAAUCAAGCUCGCUGAUAUCGUUCUGCGGGGUGUCGAGGAAGCUCCGCCGAAAGUGACCAUUCACUUACCUCCGACACCCAUUGCGGAGCAACCACCGCCAAUCAAGCUCCCUCCCAAAGUGGCAGCGCGGCCAGUCAAAACCAGCGGUCCGCCUACGCGAAGCCCACUCGUCCCCGCGCCUGCGCCUCCCAAACUGAAGAUUGCGCCUAGCGGGUCACAAGUCCGUGCUUCUUCCUCGACUGCUCCUGUCGCCCCCCCACCGCAUGUUCCCCGAACUGUGCCUCCACCGGCCGCGAAGAUCAAGCCGAAGCUGAAAGCCCGGCAGCCAAUGGCAAACGGCGUCAAAGCUCCUCAAGUUCCCAAGGCGCAAUCCGGCGGAAUGAGCCUAAAUGACUUGCGUGCUUGUCGCAAUGCACUGAAGAAACUGAGAUUGCACAAAAAUGCGGCAAUCUUCUUACAGCCAGUGGACCCUGUCCGAGACCAUGCACCAAACUACUACGAGGUUAUCAAGAAUCCUAUGGACUUGAGUACGAUAGGCGCUAAGCUGGAAGAGGGGAUGUACAAGGAUCGCUUUGCGCUCGAAGCAGAUUUCCGUCUCAUGGUUUCGAAUGCGAAACAGUACAGUCCGCACGGCACGUUUGCACAUACGGAAGCCAUUAACUUCGACAUCUUCUUCGAAAAGCUGUGGAAUCGCAUCAAUAAGACUCUUGAAGUCGCGGGCAAGACCUCCGAGUCACGAUCCGCAGUCCCGCAAAUCGAUACGGCCAAACAGUCUUCAUCGAAGUCCACUGUGGAGGUACCAACUACAACUCCUACUGCUCCCGCACCGCAACAAAGACGAAUUGUCAAGCUAAAGGUCGGCGGUACUCAGGCUAAAGCUGCCGAGAAGGCUCAGGAAAAACCCAAAGCCCCUGUCGUGGCCAAAGUGCGCAAACCUAUCCUACCAGACGAGGCACCACCGCCUUACGUCGACGACGGGUCCCACGAUCUUCUUCAAGAGGUUAUUGCAAUUGAACGGGAGAGAAACGAGGAAAAGCGACAUCGCAAACCUAAGGAAGUCGUUCGAGAUGUUUCUCCCAGCAGAGCUUCUGGAAGUGGACCUCCUGGGAAGCGCAGGAAACAUAAUGUGGACGGAGACGAUGACAUUCUGGCCCUUGCUACACCGCUUUCACGGAAGGAUAAGGCCAACGCGCCGUGUGUGACAUCGGGGACGUCCACCCCAGCUCCAGAACUCUCUGUUACUCCAACAUUGAAGAUAAUUCCUCCCGCAGCGAAAUCCAAGAAGGAGAAGGCUCCUGAACCGGCAGAAAUCUCCACACCAGCGGCAGAGGCACCUCGCACAUCAAACAAGGGUAAGGAAAAGGAAAUUCAUAAUAACCAAGUCGCUCCCUCCAAGCCACGACCGACAACUGCUGCCAUACCCCUCAACGAGAAGAAAUGUCGGGAUAUCCUGAAGGCUCUUUCCAGGCUUCCUGAAUACCCUAUCUUUGGGCAACCCGUAGACCCAGUGAGGGAUGGGUGUCCUACGUACUUCGACGAGAUUGCUCACCCGAUGGAUUUUGGCACGAUGGGUCAAAAGUUGACCGAAGGCAAAUACGUUACCAUGGAGGAGUUCGCCAAAGACGCGGAGCUGGUGUUCAGUAACUGCCGACAAUUCAAUCCUCCUACCACAUAUCCCGUUAAUUGCGCGGACGCUGUCGAAAAGGUGUUCAAGAGAGAAUGGAGUAAAGCUUUUGAGAGGAAGCUCUCUUGGGCGGAGAAGCGAAGCCUACAAGGACUCGUGACAUCCUUGGUCAAGGAUGAAAUCUCAUUCGUGUUCCGGGAACCUGUGGAUCCGGUUUUGCUUGGUAUCCCGACCUACUUCCAAAUCAUCCCCAAGAAAGAUGCGCGCGAUCUGCGGACGAUUCGCCAGAAGCUAGACACCGACAAGUACGACACUAUAGAAGCGUUUGAGACCGACAUGGACCUCAUGAUCCGGAAUGCCAUCACGUUCAAUGGGAUUGAGUCAGAGGUUGGGCGGAUUGCAGUCAUCGUCAAGGACAGGUAUAAGGAUAUGUUGAGCAACAUCAAAUGCGGGGGUGGCACGAAGCGGCGGAAAGAGGCGGAUGGGAAGGGAACGCCGCAACCGUCCAAGAAGGCCAAGCUCGGCUGAUACAUGAGUACUUGAGCACCUCCCUGCUUGGAGUCUUUGACUGCUGGACGAACACCCGAUCUGCUACUCUACGAGGUCCUUAUAAUUGCAUCAUAUCUAUCGUCGUUUAUGCUUUGGUUAUGCUGUGUAUCUGCUUUUGUAUCGCAUGCAAUAAUGUCAUGCAUUGGCUCAACGGGGAGAGUAGUCUAUCGCAGGGA
Molecule: messenger RNA, 5716 nt
Organism: Pisolithus orientalis
Lineage: Eukaryota; Fungi; Basidiomycota; Agaricomycetes; Boletales; Pisolithaceae
Exons: 19
Coding region: 186-5519 (1777 amino acids)
Biological process (GO): transcription initiation at RNA polymerase II promoter
Cellular component (GO): transcription factor TFIID complex
Molecular function (GO): chromatin binding; metallopeptidase activity; zinc ion binding
Source: RefSeq, a predicted model, not a curated record